Molecule: messenger RNA, 982 nt
Organism: Monopterus albus (swamp eel)
Lineage: Eukaryota; Metazoa; Chordata; Actinopteri; Synbranchiformes; Synbranchidae
Exons: 6
Coding region: 53-982 (309 amino acids)
Molecular function (GO): protein binding
Source: RefSeq, a predicted model, not a curated record
GUGCACAGAAAGACAGCAGAGCACUGAUCAUUUCUCACAGCUUUCUCAUGUCAUGAAAAUGAAGACUUUCUUGGUAUUUUUCCUCAUGCUGCUACCAUGUUAUCUUUGCAGGGCACAAAAACACAGCAGAAAUAACGAUGCCUUGCUGCAAGCUCCUUAUGUUGAGAGUGAGGAGGAGAUGGCUGUGACACAGAAGCCCGGGACUGAGACUGAGGGAGGCAAAGAGGAGCUGGAGCUUCACUCAGAUAUCUGGGCUGAGCUGAGGAAUCUGAGAGACAUGGUGGUGGAGCAAAAAGUAGAGCUGAGGCACCUGACGACCAGAGUAGCAGCUGCAGAGAGCCAGGUGGAGGCCUUACAGAAGGAGCAUAUAGCCAUGGAGGUCAGGAUGGUCAUUGCUGAGAGACUGGCAAAGGAACUGCAGAUGGAGAAUGAUGUUCAAGCUACAGAACUAGCAGCCACUCAGGAGAAGCUCCUCACUCUGCAGCAAAAACUGACUGUCAGUGAAGGCCGUGUGGAAGAGCUGGAGAAACAGCAGGAAGGGCAAAAGGCCACAGUGCAGGAGCUUCAAAAUGCCCUUCAAGUGAGCAAAGUGGCGUUUUCUGCGUCCCUUCUGGACUCUGGUGAAGGUAACACAAGUGGAAGUUUUGUUCCACUCAUCUACAGAAAUGUCUUUACCAACAUUGGAAACCACUACAACCCAAACACAGGUUACUUCACUGCACCAGUAAGAGGAGCAUAUUAUUUCAGAUUUACUGGGCAUGUAGCAAACAUUGACAGUACAAUGUUUUUGAGACUUGUUAAGAAUGGACAAAGCAUGGUUAUCAUAGGGGACCGUCCCACCACAUCCACAGACGCUGAGGACAAUGCAUCCAAUGGUGUUGUGUUGCAGUUAGAAGUUGCAGAUGUUGUUUCAGUAGAACUCAAUGGAGAUGUCUGGGAUGACCACCUAUUUCAGAUUUACUGGGCAUGUAGCAAACAUUGA